Messenger RNA from Yarrowia lipolytica CLIB122, 1425 nucleotides. RefSeq lists its product as uncharacterized. Gene Ontology annotation, biological process: ubiquitin-dependent protein catabolic process. Lineage: Eukaryota; Fungi; Ascomycota; Dipodascomycetes; Dipodascales. The record is from RefSeq and is a predicted model, not a curated record. Gene Ontology annotation, molecular function: ubiquitin protein ligase activity; zinc ion binding.
AUGUUCAACCUGACGGACCACAAAUUCCGUGAGAGGGUGGAGGACAACGUGCGGGCCCGAAGCGCCCUGCUGCGCAACAGCUGCUCCACCUGCUCCUACCAGUCGGUCGACAGACGGGCCUACGGCUGGAGAAGCACCUCCUCCAAAACCCGGCUCUUCUCCAGAGACAACCUGCGCAACAUCAGCUACACCCGGCUGAUCGGAGGCAUGGCGCUCUUUGUGUCGCUCAGCUUCGCCAUCAACUACCUGCUACUCAUGUCCUUUGGGGCCUCUCCUGUUCCCGGGGGACUCACCGGCGGCUUCCGGCUCACCCCCAUGGUCCCGGGCACAGCGCCACCCGGAGGAGCGCCCAUUCUCACAAACACAGCGCUCAUCAUCUCGCCAAAUUCGGACUUUGUGGUGCCUGCCCGAAUGGCCGCUUUCGGAAGAGGACUCAUGAUGGACGAGUUUGAAACGACCGUUGAUGAGACAGAGAAGCAAGCCAGAGAUGCCCAAGAGACAGACAAACUCGCGCACGACAUUGCCGAACACUUUCCGACCGGAAUUUCAGACGGAACCCCCAUCCUGAUUCCCCCCAACAGACGCAAGGAGCCCACAGUCAACGCACCUCUCAGAGGCGAGAUCGAGGUGGUCGGAGGAGAUGCAUGUGGAUCGGGUAAGCACCGCAACCUAACAGACAAGAUUGCGCUCGUCAUGAGAGGAGGCUGCUCGUUCUACGACAAGGUGCUGACGAUCCAGGGCUGGAACGCCAAGGCCGUUAUUGUGGGAGACAACCAGUACAACCGAGGGCUGGUGACCAUGUACUCCACCAACGAUACUGACAUGUGCCAGGUGCCAGCCAUGUUUGUGUCUCGAGCCUCAUUCGAGCUGCUGUCUACCGAAGAUGAAGUGAGCAUAAUUCCUGGCCCUUCGGCUACCCCAGCUCUAGACACUAUUUUGUUUCUGCUCAUCUCGCCCAUCUGCUCGCUCUCAAUCAUUUAUCUCAUGGUAUCUGUGCAUCGAUACUUUACACAGCUGACUCGACGUGCCCCCAAGCGAGCUGUUAAACAGCUUCCUGUCCGAGUCUGGAUGGGCCAAGGAGUCCAUUCUCCGACUGUAAGGGGCAAAACACAAGGCAACAACUCGUCUUCGGGAGUUCUGGAAAGUGUAGAACCCACCUCUACGGCUGCUGCUGCUCUGGAAGACUCUCCCGAGCCUCCGUCCACACAUUCCGACAAGGUAUGGGUGUCGUCUGACGAGUGUAUCAUCUGCCUGGAGGAGUUCACAGUGGGCGAGUCGCGGGUGAUGCAGUUGCCUUGUGGGCACGAUUUCCACGAGGAGUGUAUCCAGCGAUGGUUGACUACGCAGCAGCGAACCUGUCCCAUUUGCAAGCACGAUAUUACUCAGCCCAUGAGCUCUCCCGGUGAGACCACUCCUUUGGUUUAA